This is a messenger RNA of Cladocopium goreaui, 2040 nucleotides long. NCBI's taxonomy places the organism in Eukaryota, Dinophyceae, Suessiales, Symbiodiniaceae. The record is from the annotation of a GenBank genome assembly.
AUGAUUCCAACCGGCCAGUUUUUUCCAAUUCCCCGGCGUUCCCUUCACAUCAGUCUCGCCCUCGCCGCACUUUGUGCGCUUCUCGCGUUCACUAACGGCACGGCCUCCGCGGCAGGGGUGGAAGAUGUCGACUGGGAAAGUCUUCCGAUUACCAAUCACAGAGAUCUACAAGCGGUCGACAACGACGGACUAAGGGCCUUUCCAACGAAUGUCUUUCCGAUUCGCCUGUUCGGCGUGCUGCUUAACAACCCCGCAGACAUGCUCGACUCCACCCCGUUCGAGCCUAACCCGGUGCCUUUCAAUCUUGGCGCUUCGUGGCAGGUGUUCGUGCAAGCGAUUGAGCCCGACGAUUUCGGUGGCACUGCCGUGUUCAUGGGUCAGCACUACGGCAAUGUCCCACCGAACCUGGAGUUCACUCCCGCCCCGACUCCCGAUCCGUCUCGCAGCUACAGCAAUGCCGACUGGCUUGAUGAGAUCACUCGUGUUUCGAUGGAUCGCGAGACCGGUCAUGUGUUUCAGGCCGGCGAUCUCGUCGAGAUCCACGCCCAGGGAGCGCUCUACUUUGGAGGCAAAACCAACGUGAACGAAGAACACUUCAUCGAGUCGGAACUCGACUUCGAAUUGAAGCUGAUCACCCCAGGCUACGGUUUGCCGACCCCGACUUCGCUGACUUUGGCCGACAUUUGGGACGAAGCAGAAGAUUCUGUGCUGUUCGAUCCGACUCGGGCCGCGGGUGGCGAACGCUACCAGGGCGAACUGGUUGAAUUGAUGAAUGUGCAACUCGUCGACGACCCGAUUUUGUGGGGCCCCGACUCGUUGCUGACGGUGGCCGACGCCGAAGGACGCGAAUUCUCGCUUCACCUGGGUCUCGACGAUGGCUUCUCGGGCGCUGCUCCCGAGGGCUUCUUUUCUGCGGUCGGCAUCUUCAACCAGGAAGGUGGAGGAACUGCUGGGUACGAGUUGUGGGUGAUGGAUCCUUCCAACAUUACCGUGGUCCCAGAACCAACGACAUUGGCGCUCGCCAUCAUGGGCGGAUGUGGCUUGCUUGUGCUCGGGAUGAACAGCGACACCUCUCCACUACGUGCUGCUUUCACGCUAAUCGAACUCCUGGUCGUCAUCGCGAUCAUCGGCAUCCUGACCGCCUUGUUGAUCCCAGCGGUGCAAUACGCGCGUGAGGCAGGACGCCGCGCGCACUGCACCAACAACCUGAGGCAGAUUGGGCUGGCGAUCACCCAGUAUCACGAAUCGCAUCAGUCUUAUCCUCCAGGCAAUGUGACUCGUAGUGCUGGAAUUUGCUACGGUGGGGGCCCUGGCACCGAAGGGUAUCCUUCGGAAGACGGUGCGAACUGGUGCCUGUCGAUACUCGUGUUUCUGGAAGAAAAGCCACUGUUCGAACAGUACGACUUCGAGGACUUCAACGAAGCGGUCCAGAAUCGAGAAGUUCGCGAAAAACCACUCCCGGUGUUCGCUUGCCCUUCGGAUAUCUCGACCAGCGACCUAUUGGUUCCGGCCACCGGCCCCGCUUCUCCCUAUGCAUUAAACUUGAUGUAUCGCCCAGGUUCGUAUCGCGCGGUUGCUGGGCGGAGUGACGGAAUACGGUUUCUCGACUCGGCCGAGUUGGGCGACUUUGCACGUGAGGACCGGGGACCGAUUCACACCAUUGGCUUGUUGGACUUCACCACCGAAAGUAUCCGCCACAUUCGCGAUGGUACUUCCCAUACGCUCAUGGUAGGCGAAAGCACGACCCGAACUUCACUUCCGUUCCGCACUUUUUGGGCCUAUGCGUAUGCGCACUACAGUCUUUCGACUGUGACUCCACAGGCCCGCACUUUGUUGGCAGACUACGACGAGUGCAAAGCCCUGGGAGGAUAUGGUGGCUCGCUACCGUGCCGACGAGGUUGGGGAAGCCUGCAUUCUGGUGUGAUCAAUUUCGUCUACUGCGAUGCCUCAGUGCAUGUGAUCAGUACGGGUAUCGAUAUGGAAGUGCUGCAAGCCAUGGCCACGAUCGAUGGCGGAGAGGCCGUUAUUCAAGCCCCAUAA